Messenger RNA from Papilio machaon (common yellow swallowtail), 1548 nucleotides. RefSeq names its product cytochrome P450 4C1-like. The record is from RefSeq and is a predicted model, not a curated record. Lineage: Eukaryota; Metazoa; Arthropoda; Insecta; Lepidoptera; Papilionidae. The transcript has 9 exons. The coding region runs from base 7 to 1548 and encodes 513 amino acids. Gene Ontology annotation, molecular function: heme binding; oxidoreductase activity, acting on paired donors, with incorporation or reduction of molecular oxygen; monooxygenase activity.
UUAAGUAUGAGCAAUCGUCUGGAUGUAAACAAAUUUCAUCCAGUUUUCUUGCAUCGCGGUCUUACAAUGUUGGUGAUACUUACAUUAUUUAUAUUGCUAAUAAUUUUCAUAGUAUACAAGGAUGGAAAAACUAAAGAUAUUCGUAAAAUACCGGGUGAAAAAGCAUGGCCUAUAAUUGGGAACUCACAUUAUUUAUUAGUGCCUCUAGAUCACCUAUUCACAUAUUUAAGAAAACUUCGCAAGCAAUAUGGAGAUAUAUUUCAAAUACACGCAGUCAACAUGCAAACUAUUAAUAUUUCUAAUCCAAAACACGUUGAGAUCAUAUUAUCGGGCACCCGUUUUAUUGACAAACAAAUUCCUUAUACAUUUUUAAGGCCGUGGCUUCGUGAAGGACUUCUUGUGAGUAAUGGUAAAAAAUGGCAUCAAAGAAGAAAAAUUUUGACUCAAGCUUUUCACUUUAAUAUAUUAAAGAAAUACUUACGAACUUUUACUGAACAAACGGAGAAAUUGAUGGAGAAAGUGGAUAUCGAAGCUAAGAAAGUACAAUGUGAUGUACUGCCAUUGAUUACGAACGCAACUCUUAAAAUUAUGUGUGAAACAGCCAUGGGUGGAGCUAAUGAAGAAUACAUGCAAUCUAUUUGCGAUAAAUAUUUGAAAGCUAUAAAUGAAAUAGGUAAAUCUAUUACCCAAAGAUUCUGCAGAAUUUGGCUUUACGCAGACAUAGUAUUUGAUUAUUCCAAAAUUGGAAGAAUUCAAAAGAAAGCUAUAAGUGAUCUUCAUCACUUUACAAUGAAUAUAAUUCGAGAUCGCAAAGAUUCUCACUCUAACAAUAUAAUGCUGGAUACAGAUAAUGGUGCAAUUUAUGGUAGGAAAGGUGGACUUGCAAUGCUUGAUUUGCUUCUAGAAAACGAAAAGGAUGGUGUCAUAGACUUUGAAGGUAUAAGAGAAGAAGUUGAUACUUUUAUGUUUGAGGGUCACGACACAACAGCAAGUGCGUUAAGCUUUAUGAUAAUGAGGAUAGCAAAUGAACCUAAUAUACAGAAAUCAAUUUAUGAAGAGCUAAACAGUAUAUUUGGUGAAUCGGAAAGACUGGCGACAAUCGAAGACCUCAAUAAUAUGAAGUACUUAGAAUGCUGCAUCAAGGAAUCUCUAAGGCUAUAUCCAAGUGUGCCAUUCAUAUCUAGAUAUUUAGCUGAAGAAGUAAAACUCGGUAACUAUAAAAUCCCUGCAGACACCCUCUGUCAGAUUCACGUGUACGACAUGCAUCAUGACGAGCACCUGUAUCCUGAACCGGAGACGUUUAUUCCCGAGCGCUUUCUGCCUGAGAACGCAAACAAACGUCACCCCUAUGCUUAUAUUCCUUUUAGCGCUGGACCAAGGAAUUGUAUUGGACAGAAGUUUGCCAUGAUGGAAAUGAAGACAGUAAUGUCGACUUUGCUCAGACAUUUUUAUAUCGAGUCAGUAACCAAACACGAAGACGUCAAGUUCACAUGCGACCUUAUAUUACGUUGUACUCAUCCUUUGUAUGUACGUUUUUGUAGAAGAUGA